Myzus persicae (green peach aphid) is the source of this 1321-nucleotide messenger RNA. RefSeq lists its product as uncharacterized. The transcript is spliced from 6 exons. The record is from RefSeq and is a predicted model, not a curated record. The coding region runs from base 598 to 1215 and encodes 205 amino acids. NCBI's taxonomy places the organism in Eukaryota, Metazoa, Arthropoda, Insecta, Hemiptera, Aphididae.
ACUUCAUUUUAUUUAGACACAACAUUCAACUAUAUUAAAGAAAAUUGAUCACAUUGAUAAUGCAGCGAACAAAAACACUUUAUAGAGAUACAGUGAUGGAUCAUUGAAGCAUAAUGCUGGUAGUUCUUUAGAACAACCAGUUUUAGAAGAUUUUUUGAAGAACAAAAGUCAAAUUGCAGAAUUAACAAAAGUAGUUGAUAUUUACACUACUGCAUGACUAUUUACUGGUACAUUGCUAGUGAACGAUGAUUUGGAAGAAAUCGACGCAUUCAACUUGAACUUUCUAAAUUAUGAAGACCAUGAUUUGCCAUAUGCAUUACCAAAACACCAUCAAUGUUGUGCACACACAAUACAUUUUAUAGCAACAAUGGACUCUAAAAACGCUAUCUUGCAUACAAAAAACAGUCACGAAGCACUUUUGCCAUGUCUACCGCUUUGUGGAAUAAACAAGGUCGCUCAACCAAGUCAGCUGAUUUAUUUAAACAAAAACUUGGUGUUUAUUGAAUUACACCUAACGAGACACGGAAUUCACUGUAUGAUGCAGUGGUGCUGCUUAAUAAAUUAAUUAAAAAUAAUGAACUGAAGUUUAGAAUAACAAUGGACAAAUUGGCUAUUGACAGAUUUAAUAGAAGUGAUAUUUAUUUCAUGUGUCAAUAUCAAACAAUUAUGGGGCCAAUUUCAAUAAGCUUGGAUUUACUCCAGGGUGAUACUAACAUGUACUUUGGUCAUAUCCUACCUACAAUUGAAGUAUUAAUUUAUAAAUAUGAAUUAAUGACAAGUGAUCAAACAGUUUCUAAUUAUUUGAAACCUCUGGUGACUGCCAUACUUAAUGGUAUGAAAACAAGGUUUGCCAAUUAUUUGAUAGACAAAUUUUUAAUUACUGCUGCAGUCAGUUACCCACUAUUUAAAAAAGCAUUGAUUACAAAUGAUAUAAAAAAGCAAUUGGCCUCAGAAUAUUUAAAAUGUGCCUGUUAUGACUUACAUACCAGUGAUAAUGACAAUAAUGAUGUGGAAGGUAACCAAAUGAAAGAUAAUUUAUCUACCUUUUUUACCGGGUCACAAAAUUCCCGAGAGGAAAAAUCAACAGUUAGUGAUGAAAUAGAUAGAUAUUUGGGCACAUCUACAACAAAGACUUUAGAAUAUUUGCAUAAUUUACCCAUUAUCAAAAAAUUUUCAGGUAUUUGUGAAGUACAGCAAUCCACUACCUGGCAGUGAAUCAGUAGAGAGAGUGUUUAGUGUUGGUGAAGUAACAAUACAAAAAAUGAACAAAUAUGACGGAUCAACAUUUCAAACAAAUAAUGUUCUUAAAAUGCAGCACUCA